GUCAAUGAAUUUAGAACAUAAAGAUGAUGGGAAUUUAUCCGUUACAUUGAACGAUGUACACAAUGCCUGUGCAGAGUUCAUGAGGAAAACAACAGGAGGGAAUGCACCAAAUGUGGAUGUACUCAGUAAAAGUAUCACACGUCCAUUUGAUGUACAGGGAAAUUUGAUCUCUACUGGAGGAAAGAGAAUAACAUUAUUCAAAAAUCUUGGUCCUCGCGCAUCAAACUCCUCGGUUGUUGGGACAAUAAAUUUACCAUCUGUAUGCCAGAUCCAAUGCACAACACCCAACCUCACAUUCAAGUGUCCUAUUCCUGUUUUAAUCAAUGACACCCAGCAGCAUUGCCUCAUGGCAUUUGAACCCAAUGAUUUCUCAAUUGAAAUAAACAAUAUAAAGCUAUCAUCAGGAUUUCCCAUUCCCUUAGUGCAGUCAAAUGUUGAUGGAGUUAUAUUCUUGGUUGCAAACAUGAAAAUGUGUGGUGGAGUUCCCUCAGAUGAUGGGUAUUUUCCUAAGACUUUCCACCAGGAGAAGAUGUCCAGCACGUACGCAAAUGAUUACAGGGUGGUUAUGAGGUCAAAGUACUGCAAGCAAAUUCUGGACUGGCUGGGGAAAAACCCAUCAUGUACAUCAUGUCAUGAAUCUCAUCACAUAAGGAAGAGGAGGGAGAGAAAGAGAAAAUGCCCAGACAGCAGUGAAGUAGAGAAUAAGGAAAAUAAACAGACCUUUUCUCCUCCAGCACAGCAACAAGCCGAAAACCCACCAAUUUCUAAGGAUGUACUGACAGAAAGAAAGUCCGUGGUGGAUAAUUAUAUCACCCUUGAUAAAGAAGAUCAUGCCGACAUGGAAAACAUUUUGAACUUUGUAAAGAAAACUGAUCUCCCUGAUGAAUUUGUAACCCUACUAAAAGCUCAACUGGAAAACUGUAACAAAGACUUAGAAGUACACCAACGCAGAUGGGACCCAAAAAUCAUUAGUCUGUGUUUAACUCUCUACAUCCGUUCUCCUCAAGCUUAUGACGACUUGAAAAAAUCAAACUUUCUGCUCCUUCCUUCCAAAAGACUUCUCCAAUAUUAUAAAAAUUCUGUCAAGCAGAUUCCAAGGUUUAAUGAGGCCAACUUGACCUGGAUGAAGAAGGAAAUGGACCGGCAAAACAUUCCUGAAUUUGGUCGGCACGGAGGUAUAGUCAUUGAUGAGAUGACUAUACAAGAUGACCUCAUCAUAACAAAGUCCGGCGACACUUGGAAGUUGGUUGGAUUUGUGGACAUGGACGACACCAAUAACAACAUUGACAUGAUCUCCAAUGGAAAGAAGCGAAUGCAAUUGGCAACCCAUGCACUACAGUUUAUCUUCCAUGGAUUUACUGGAUUCAGAUGGCCAGUUGUGUAUUUUGGAGCCAAUCCUGCGACAGCACAUCAACUCUACACAGCAUUUUGGAAAUGUGUAGAUUUGCUGGAUGACAUGAAUGUGACUGUAGACCAUGUCAUGACAGAUGGUGCCUCGACAAAUCGUUCGUUUGCAACGAUGCUUUUUCCUGACCAUCCAAAGAACUCUAAUUGGGUUUUUCAAGAUAUCUUUUUUCGGGAGCAUGGCAUGUGUUUUGUUCAGGACAUCAUGCAUGUGUUGAAAAAAAUUCGCAAUAAUGUGGAAUCCAGUAAAUCACAACACAAGACCAGUGCUGGAAGAUACUUAGUGCAUGGCAGCAAAUGCAUCACUUGGGACCACUGGGAAUCUUGUUACCAGUUUAAUUUCCAAAGCGGUUUCUCAAUUCAUCGCAAACUUACAGAAGAGCAUGUCAAACUAACUCCAGCUACAAAAAUGAGGAAUAGCUUGGCCAUUGAAGUGCUAGACAGGGAAAUGCUAUACUUAAUGAAGGCGUACCAAGCUACCCUGAAGAACCCGGAGAGCCUGGCGUCAAGCAUCGAACUGUUGGAGCAGACCUCAGUGCUUGUGGACAUUUUCUGUACCAGAAAUAGGCCAAUUUCAUCCCAGGAUGACAAGAGGUUUGAAAUGCUUCACAAUGUUGUGAAGUAUUUCAAAUCAUGGGAAGAUGCCAUUGAGGACUCUGUUAUGUUCAUUUCCUCAAAAAACCUGAUGACUCAAGAGACCAGAACAGACUCCGCUCUAAUGGGAUUUAUAUCCUUAUGUAAAAACGUGCUCAAUGGGAAAAAUAGCCUAAAUCCCGGAUAUCUAAACUCAGAUAUUGUGGAGAAUUUAUUUGGACAGCAGCGUGGAGUAAGGAAUGGAUUAAACACCAAUCCUACUUUGGCACAGUAUGGACCAUCAAAUACUGCCAUUAUUCUUGGACAGUGUACUGUGUCAAAUAAAUCGAAUUCCACCAACAAGGCAUCCUUCUUCACAGCAACUACCCCAUGUCCAAUAAAUACCUCCAGAAAUAAAUCUCAAAGAGCUCUGAGGAGAGGGAUUCGAUUGUGAAUCUAUGUAUGUGGUAUGUGAGAUUUGAUUAUAUUUCCAUGACCAUUAACUGA
Ostrea edulis (European flat oyster) is the source of this 2484-nucleotide messenger RNA. RefSeq lists its product as uncharacterized. The record is from RefSeq and is a predicted model, not a curated record. The coding region runs from base 5 to 2431 and encodes 808 amino acids. The transcript has 2 exons. NCBI's taxonomy places the organism in Eukaryota, Metazoa, Mollusca, Bivalvia, Ostreida, Ostreidae.